GAAUUCGCGGCCACAGCUUCUUCCUCUUCUUCAUCCCUCACCCAACUCCAGCACACCUCCCUCCGUGUGCAUCUUCGCUGCACUCUUCGCUCGGAUAUCAGGACCAAAAAAAUCAGAAAAUCCAGAAAAUCCGUCCCGGCUCUCACCCAGUCGGCAAAAACUGACCGCGCUCGUCCAGUCGCUUGACCGCUCCGAGUACAUUUACCACGCACUAUUCUCCCACCGUCGACUCCCGGCCGAGAACCAUCAUCGCCAGUCCUGCCCGCCAUGUCUGACGUCCAGAACUCGACUUCGCCUGCUGGCCAGGUCGCGAGCCCGCCAGCCGAUGCCGCCAACGGCACUCAGGUCAACACCGCAGUGCCUGCCGCCGGCGAGAACGAAGCGACUCCAUCCUCCGCCGCGCCAACCGCCAACCCGAACUCCGCCUCGCUCUACGUGGGCGAGCUCGACCCAUCAGUCACCGAGGCCAUGCUCUUCGAGCUGUUCUCCUCCAUCGGUCAGGUCGCCUCCAUCCGUGUCUGCCGCGAUGCCGUCACCCGCCGCUCACUCGGAUAUGCCUAUGUCAACUACAACAGCGGAGCUGAUGGCGAGCGCGCGCUUGAGGAGCUGAACUACACCCUGAUCAAGGGCAAGCCAUGCCGCAUCAUGUGGUCCCAGCGCGACCCAGCUCUGCGCAAGACCGGCCACGGCAACAUUUUCAUCAAGAACUUGGAUGCCGCUAUCGACAACAAGGCCCUCCACGAUACCUUCGCCGCUUUCGGCAACAUCCUCUCCUGCAAGGUCGCUCAGGACGAGCAGGGCAACUCGCGCGGCUACGGAUUCGUGCACUACGAGACCGCUGAGGCCGCCAACGCUGCGAUCAAGAGCGUCAACGGCAUGUUGCUGAACGAGAAGAAGGUCUUCGUCGGCCACCACAUCCCGAAGAAGGACCGCAUGAGCAAGUUCGAGGAGAUGAAGGCCAACUUCACCAACAUUUACGUCAAGAACAUCGACACUGAGACUACCGACGACGAGUUCCGCGAGUUGUUCGAGAAGUACGGCGAGAUCACCUCUGCUUCGUUGGCUCGUGACCAAGAGGGCAAGGUCCGCGGUUUCGGUUUCGUGAACUACAUCCGUCACGAGGACGCUGCUAAGGCUGUCGAAGAGCUGAACGACAGCGAUUUCAAGACCCAGAAGCUGUACGUUGGUCGUGCGCAAAAGAAGCACGAGCGCGAGGAGGAGCUGCGCAAGCAGUACGAGGCUCAGCGCCAGGAGAAGAGCGCCAAGUACAUGGGCGUCAACCUGUACGUCAAGAACUUGGCCGAUGACAUCGAUGACGAGGAACUCCGCAAGAUCUUCGAGUCGUACGGAUCCAUCACUUCUGCCAAGGUCAUGCGCGACACCACUCCAGCCGACCAGGUCGAGAAUGCCGACGAGAAGAAGAAGGAGGAAGGCGAGAGCAGCGAGGAGAAGAAGGACGAGGAGGAGGGUGACAAGAAGGAGGAUGGCACCGAGGAGAUCACCAAGAAGCUCGACACUGUUACUAUUGGUGGCGAGAAGAAGGUGCUUGGCAAGAGCAAGGGCUUCGGCUUCGUCUGCUUCUCCAACCCUGACGAGGCUACCAAGGCUGUCACUGAGCUGAACCAGAAGAUGAUCCACGGCAAGCCGCUUUAUGUGGCUCUGGCGCAGCGUAAGGAGGUCCGCAAGAGCCAGCUUGAGGCUAGUAUCCAAGCUCGCAACCAGGUCCGCAUGCAGCAACAGGCCACCGCCGGUGGCAUUCCACCACAAGCAUUCAUGCAGCCACAGUUCGUCCUCGGACCAAACGGCCAGCCCAUGAUGCUCCCAGGCGGCGGUCGUGGCCAGAUGCCAUUCCCACAGGGCAUGCCUCAGCAGGGCGGUCGUGGCGGCUUCCCAGGUAUGCCUCAGCAAGGUGGUCGUGGAGGCCCGGGUGCCAUUCCACAGAUGCCUCAGAUGCCAUACGGCUUCCCUCCUCAGAUGGCUGGUCUUCCGCAAGGCUACGGCAACCCAGCUGCAUACGCUCAGCUCAUGCAGGCUGCUCAACAGGCUGCUAUGGGCGGUCGUGGUCGUGGCGGCCCAAUGCCUGGCAUGCCAAUGAUGCCUGGAAUGCCCGGUAUGCCACCACAGAUGCCAGCCGGUCAAGGCUUCGGCCGCGGCGGUCCAUCUCAGCGUGGAGGUCCAAUGGGCGGCCAGCAAGAGCAGCGCGGCCGUGCUCAAAACCGUGGUCCUGGUGCACCAGGCCUCGACAUUGCCACCCUCCAGCAAGCACCACCAGCCCAGCAGAAGCAGAUGCUGGGUGAGGCUCUGUACCCCAAGAUUCAGGCUCAGCAGCCAGAGCUUGCCGGCAAGAUCACCGGUAUGCUUCUCGAGAUGGACAACGAGGAGCUCCUUGGUCUGACCACCAACGACGACGCUCUCCGCGAGAAGGUCCAGGAGGCUCUCAACGUCUACGAUGAGUACCUCAAGACCCACGCCCAGCAGCAAGGCGAGGAGGCAGGCCAGGCCAACGGCGUGGAGAACGCUGAGCCAGCUGGCGAGGAGAAGGCUUAGAAAGGCCACUCUGUCUACCAGGGCAAGCCCAUGCAACGCAUGGCUCCACCAAUGAUGGCUAUGGCGCGCUGAUGGAGGGGAGUGCUUCACUGCACUACUCCUCUUCCUUACGACCCCACUAGAGACGUGGCCACGCUGCCGUGCGCUGCUCUUUCCGAUGCCAUUACACCGAUGCUUUCACGUUGACUGCGCUGCGGUGCAAUGGCGUGGUGUUACUGACGAUACCCCUUAAGGAGCUCAUGAUGAUAUGUAUGGCUCUUAGCAUCGGAAUUUGUACUUGUAGUAUUGUACGAGCUGAAUGUCAUACGAUGAAAUGUUCACUGUCUUCUUCCUU
Messenger RNA from Cercospora beticola, 2881 nucleotides. RefSeq names its product polyadenylate-binding protein (gene PAB1). Gene Ontology annotation, molecular function: poly(A) binding; mRNA 3'-UTR binding; poly(U) RNA binding. Lineage: Eukaryota; Fungi; Ascomycota; Dothideomycetes; Mycosphaerellales; Mycosphaerellaceae. The record is from RefSeq and is a predicted model, not a curated record. Gene Ontology annotation, cellular component: nucleus; ribonucleoprotein complex; cytosol.